Molecule: messenger RNA, 5370 nt
Organism: Leptopilina heterotoma
Lineage: Eukaryota; Metazoa; Arthropoda; Insecta; Hymenoptera; Figitidae
Gene: Dmtn
Product: transmembrane and coiled-coil domains protein 2
Exons: 12
Coding region: 323-2116 (597 amino acids)
Cellular component (GO): endomembrane system
Source: RefSeq, a predicted model, not a curated record
AGAAAAUCUCAGUGCGUAGGGCUCCAGGGAGUGGAAGCUACAGACCUGUUCUUCGGCACUCGGCAACUUCCGCCGAAAAUCGAAGAUUGUCGAAGCUGUAAAUUGACAUAAUGCUUCCAAAAGCAUAGAGCAGUUGAAGUUUGUGAAGUUAGUUGAAUAUUUUUUUUUUGGAAAGUAAUAAAGAAAAAAUUUAGUGCAAUUUAGAAUAUUUACAAAUGUGCCGUGCAUAUGAACAAUAAAGGAAUAAUUUCAAAAGGUUCAGUUGAAACCUGAGAGAGCAAAUGCGAAGAUUUGUUUCGAGAUCAACUCGAGAGAAAAAGGAAUGGCUAGCUUGUUGGUGAAUACUUCGAGUAAAAACAGUUCGCGAAGUGCAUCACCGAAUAGAGGAAACUCUCAGGCGGUUCAAAGUCAAUCACAACCACAACAACAACAACAACCAACAGCCAACCUGGAUCAUACACCAAAAUCUCGGAAUGCUGCUGCUGCUGUACAUCAAGCAGGAGAAGGUAGCACGGGCAGUGGCAGCAGCUGUGGAGGAGGGGGUGCUACCGGUAUGAAGAGUACCAGUCGACAAAGAUCACCGGGUGCCGUGGUACGAACUAGUGACACCAUGGACGAGUCAAACAUCAGCACAAUCACUGCCGACACUGAAGAGAUUGUGCCAAACAUUCAACCACCCAAUGACGAAGAGGGAGACGCACAUCAUCAUCACACGCAAUCGUUCCUAUCGAAUGGCUCGACAGAGUUGAUAAGCGACGACAUUGAUUCAAGUGCCACGCGAGUUCGUCAAGCCAUCGAACAUAUUCAAAGUAAAAUUGACCGAACUAGAGAUCUAAUUCGAGUUGAACAAACCACCCGUGACGAAAAUGUGAAUGAAUACCUGAAACUUGCUGCGAGUGCUGACAAGCAGCAGCUUACUAGGAUUAAGACUGUUUUCGAGAAAAAAAAUCAAAGAUCAGCCCACACUAUUUCACAAUUGCAAAAAAAAUUGGACAGCUAUACGAAAAAAUUGAAAAAUUACGAGAUAAAUGGCGCGCCCACGAGUCAUCGACAACCAAGGGAAGUUCUUCGAGACAUGGGACAAGGGCUGAAAAAUGUUGGAGGUAACAUCAGGGACGGUAUUACAGGAUUUUCUGGGAGUGUGAUGUCCAAACCUCGUGAAUUUGCACAUCUAAUUAAAAAUAAAUUUGGCAGUGCUGACAAUAUAAAUACAUUAUCACUUGACAGUAAUGGCUCGACAUUUUAUGUAAACGAUACACCACAUGCAGGUAAUGGUGAUAAUGCUAGCGUCGAAGAGGAAAAGAUUCAUCACGGCUCGGCUACACUCCCUGGUGGAUGUAGUCUGGGAUCAACGCACAGUGCAGCAGCCAUGAAAUUUCCAUCCGAAGAGGGCUCCGAAUGUUCUAGUGUCACCAGCGAAAGUGGUCCCGGAAGUCGAGGGCAAACACACACCUGCCACGGUCACAGGGACACUUUCAGUCUCAAAUCCAUCUUCUCCGAACUUCAAGAGCACAGAGAAAAUUUCGAUCGAAUGCGCGAAAAAUUGGAAGGUCUCAAGACUCUUCAGCAAGAGGUGACGUAUCUUUCGCACGCGGUACAAGAGGAACGUUUCCGCUGUGAACGAUUGGAGGAGCAGAUAAACGACCUGACUGAACUGCAUCAAAACGAAGUUGAAAAUCUGAAGCAAAUAAUCACCGAUAUGGAGGAGAAAGUACAAUAUCAAAGUGAAGAUCGUUUAAGGGACAUUCACGAAAUGCUGGAGAGUUGUCAGACGAAAAUUUGGAAAAUGGAACAUCAACAGCAACAACAUCAGCAAUAUGUGACACUUGAAGGUUUAGAUAACAGUAAUGCGAGAGCAUUAGUUGUUAAAUUAAUAAAUGUAGUCCUUAUAGUUUUGCAAGUAAUUCUAUUACUUGUGGCAACUGGUGCUGGUAUAAUGAUGCCAUUCCUUCGAACGAGCUGUACUAAGCCUCAUUGUUUCAUGUGCAGGGUGCGCAUACUUACCACGACGUUUGUCGUCCUGGGCAUUGUCUUCGUGCUCAAACAAUGGCCAGAGGUGCACGAUGUCGGAAGUCACCUAAUGCGACACCUCAAACAGACUCUAGCUGUCAAGUAGCAUUGGUGGAAUAUCAGAAGCUAACUAAUCCGCCCUAGGGGAAAAAAUGAACUAUUUCGGCUUCAUCUCACGUUAUCGUCCAAAUAUGGAAAAUAGGUGCAGUAUUGUUUAUCGUUUUGUACACGCUCCACUCUCCCCCUCUCUAUCGCUCUCUCUAUUGUCAAGCUUUUUUAUACAGCGUGAUUUUCGAGAGAAAUCCAGUACUAUGCCCUUUAAAAAAAAAAAUAAUAAUAAUGCUGUUUGAAGCCAAAAAAAAGAAGAAGAGAAGUCACGAUAGUAAAAAAAGAAGCAAACACGAAACAUGCCAAACGCGAAUGACCGUAUCGGUUGCGUUAAUUAGUUGUGACUAAUAUAUAAUGUUAAUUUUUUUAUUAUUUUGAUUUUCGUGUAAGCUAUCAAUAUUACUUGAACAGUGUGUGACACUCUUUGCAAAGCUCGAAGCACAAAAAAAAAAUUUUUUUUUUGCAAUGAGCUAAAAAACACAUAUUACCUAAACAAUAAAUUUUGCUUAAGAAACAAAAAUUAGAAAUGGGUAACAAAACAAUUGUCAAAUUGUUUCAAAAAUAUUUGUUAAAUUGCGUCCAACACUGUCCUCAUUUUUUGUUUUUGUUUUUUGAGGAUAAAAUAAAAAUGAAUGCGCGAAAAUCAGUGAACUGUGAUUCUAUUGCAAAAUGGAUUGCUUAACAGGGUGUGUGUGAUUGGACAAAAAAAAUAUGUUUAGGAUACGAGUGAUAAAAUGUACCUCGACUUCAAUAAAUAACAUUACUGUGUCUGUCUGGUCAAAAUUCGAAAAUUGAAAUAAUAUUUCACCGCAGCAUUAAAUUUUAACUAAAAAUUGAAGGAAAAUUUUAAAAAAAUUUUUAGCAUGUAAAAUAGUGUCAUUUGGUAUUUUUUAAUCACAUUCAUAUUUUGCAAAGAGGAAACAAAAAAGAAAAAAAAAACAGUGUAAAUAGUGUCAUUGUCGUCCAUUUUUCAUAGAAAAAUUAUUCCCCGAGUGGCACUAUUUUAUUUCUUUCUCAAUUUCUCAAAAAAUGGACCAAAUUCUUUUUCUCUUUCUGCCAUCACAGACACAGAAACAUAUUUCCAAAUAAUGCGAAAAGGAUAUAGGUGGAAAAAAAAAUAAUAGCCCAUGACAAAUAAUCGCUAUGAGAGAAAGACUGAUGGUUUAACCGGUUACGAUCUCUUUUCGAUUCUUCGUAAAGCGCUCGAGAUAAAAAGCAAAAUUUUUUUUUUGCACAAUGGCGUGUUUAUAUCGGUUAUUUCAAAAAAAAGGAAAAAUUACGGGCAAGGUUUUUGGUAGAAAUUUUCACUAUGUGACUUGUUUUUGAAAAGUGGAUCAUUGUCCACCAAACACCGAUUGCAAACAUUCCUUAUUAUUUUAGUUUUUAGAUCACGAGGCUCUUUAUUCCAAUAACAAUUAUUAUUCAUUUAGAUAAAUUUUAAUUUCAUAUCGAAAUUUUUUUUAAAAAAAAAGUCUGAAAAAUUUAAUUUUAGAUUAGAAAUCUAAACAAAUUGAAAAUUGAGAAAUUUUUUUAUACUGUAAAUAUUCAUAUAUACAUGAAUGUGUAUAAUGGGAAUAUUUUCAUGUAUAUGUGUAUGAAAGCACUCAUUCCAAUAAUGUGCUUAAAAUGUUAUUUUUUCUUAAAAAAAAAAAUUGGGCAUUAAAUAAUUUUGAAAAUUGGCAGCAAUUUUUUCUAUUAUAAAUUUUAGCUUCGUAGAGUUCAAGUUCAAAGAAGAAAAAUUUUAUCAUUGACGGUGGUUAUGACCCUGGAAAUAUAAUUGUGUGAGGACUCUAACGUUAAACGACUCGAGUGAAUAAUUGUGAAUUUAGUUUUUAUUUUCUUUCCUUAUUAUUAAGCAAUUUUUUUUCACUUAUAAAGAAAAUAGUUUAGAAAAGAAAAACGCCAAAUUCAUGUGUUCCUAAUAAUUUUAAUUGCUCUCUCCUUUUUUUAAAAUCGCAUUAAUUGAAAACUUUUGGCAGCAAUAAUCAUUUUUCGGGAUCAAAAAAAAAAAAAUUGUACACGAAUUUUCGACAAAAAAAAAAAAUGUUUAUAAUUUUCUAUCGAGCGUUGUACGCCAGAGGUGGGGACUUUUCCCUUUUUUUUAAAGAAAAAAACACGUAGAAUAAAAAUCCGCUUGAUUCGAAUUUAAAAAUUCUUUUUUGCGAUUGAUUGAGUAAAACACAGUAAAUAAUAAAUUCUUAGCUGCAAUUGCAAAAAAAAAGCGCAUAUAGAUUGUAGUUUUUAAAUUGUAAAGCCCCCAAAUUGACGACAAGUGAACCAAUAUUUAAUUCGAGAAGAACGCUUAAUAAUUUCCGAAUAUUUUUCCUUUUUUUAUUUUUAUGAUGAUAAAUAUUUAAAUCGGUAUUUUAUCAUUUUUUUUCUUUUUAUAUACAAAUUUUAGAAAUUGAGCCGAAAAAUUUUUUAGAAAUUAUUACGAUCGUUAUUCUCGUUUUUUUUUUAAAUUUUGUAUGAAAAAAAAAUUGUCAGAUACAUUUAAUCUGAAUGAAUGUAACAUUGAACGAGUGUUUUACUAAACUUUUUAUAUAUUUUUUUAUGCUAUUUAGUUUUACCAUUUUAUACAGAGACUUUUGACGCUUGUGUAUAAAAAAUAUUUUUAAAUAAUAAAAAUUUUUUUCCAUCAUCGUAAAAUAGGAAAAAAAAAUGUAUUUAGAAAAAUAAAAAUAUUUAGAAAAGAAUGAAAACUACGAAAAAUGUAUGUUUAGAAAAAAAUAGAAUCUUGUAAAAAUUUGAACAAGGAAAUUUUUAGUUUUCGCAAAAAUAAAAAUCUCUGUUCACGUGCCUAAAAAGAAAAUGCAAAUCGAAGUAGUUAAUGUUUACGAAAAGAAAAAAUAAAUUUUGAUUAUAAAUCAACGAUUUGUGGUAUAAAAAAAUGAGAAUGCCGAUAGGAGACUUGUCGUCAAUAUUUGGGCAAUCACCCAGUAGUGAGAGAAAAAAAAAUCACUAACAGUCAUUUAAAAUAUGACAAGUUAAACGUAUCGAAAGCUUGGAAUGCCACUGCGUAGUUGUUAAAUAGUCAAAGUUGAUGAUAAAUCUAUAUUAAUAUGUAUGUUAAUUUUGAGUAAUAAUGUCAAAACACUAUCUUAUAACAAUCAAAGUGUAUCGCACUACAUGUUAUACUUUUUAUUUUUCUUUCAUUUUAAAAGUAGUAAAAAAAAAUUCAUACCACUCACGUUAAUAUUAUUAUUACACACAAUGUCACAAAAAAAAAUAAAAACAGAAAGAUUUUUAAUA